AGUCCAUUUUCGUUACUUUUUAGUAUCUUCUCGCAACAUACGAACGGAACGUGUCUAUGGAGGUUGUAAAUGCUCGGUCGGCCCUAUUGUCAAACUUUGAGGUCUUGAGCCUCCUUCGCGAGCUAGAUGCGGAGCACAUCGCCCGCACAAAAACUGCCAUCCGAGUCAAAAAAGAAGAGGCUGCGGGAAAGAACUCGCAUGAGGCCCAAACUGAAGAGAUAAGCGAAAACCUUCGCACAGUCGAACUGGAAGCUAUUCAAUAUCUAUCUGCCGAUUACCAGCCGACUCUUUACCAAUCAGACGCGGGCAUCACGGAGCUUGUUCGUGGUCUUGAGCCGUUUAGAUUGUCAAAAUCAGAAAAGCUUCAGAUAGUUAACCUGGCUCCGACUGAGCCAGUCGAGCUAUAUGUUAUCGUCGAGGAAUUCGAAGAUCGAUUAGGGAACCAAAUGGAUGACCUUCUUGCUGUAGUAACCAAGUCGUUACAUGAAAGGGCUCCUCAGCCUCCGAAUGGGACUAUGGCUGUACUCGAAGACAAACGAACGCGCAAUGAAGUUGCAGUGGAGGUCUAUGAAGAAGCAGAUCAAGAGACUUGGGAAUAUGAUGCAAACGCAAUGGAGUUUGAUGACAUGGGAGAGGGAGCAGGGGUCGAGGGCGACCUUGAUGUUGAUGAUGACUAAGGAUGCUGUGAGUCAAGGGAUGCACGUACAUGCAAACUGCAAGAGCCCAUAGGGCAUCCUGCCGCCGCGUAAGUGACGGUCCACUCCUACUCAAUUAUACAGAUGUGUCUAUGUGCAUCACAUCUAGCUGUUAUGAAGGCGAGGAAAAACAUCAUGCGAGGUUAAGUAUAUCUCUGUCGCUCAGAAGUCAGCAUGAUACUAGGAUUUUUGACGGGGGUAUGUAGUACUCGGAAAGUCUCGCGCUGUUCCAGCGUUGCUCUGGCUACCUUUGCGCAACCUAUACCACAGGUUUAAAAUGUAAAUAUCCUACGAAGUACCUAUACGCAACUAUGGAUAUCUUGCACUCACUUGCAAUCCAUCGAUACCUGGUAUAACACGGAAAAAGAUGUCAUUACUAUUAAAUAUCCUUGACCUG
Suillus paluster is the source of this 1092-nucleotide messenger RNA. Its product is annotated as HRDC-like protein. NCBI's taxonomy places the organism in Eukaryota, Fungi, Basidiomycota, Agaricomycetes, Boletales, Suillaceae. Gene Ontology annotation, biological process: transcription initiation at RNA polymerase III promoter. The transcript is spliced from 4 exons. Gene Ontology annotation, molecular function: nucleotide binding. Gene Ontology annotation, cellular component: RNA polymerase III complex. The coding region runs from base 57 to 677 and encodes 206 amino acids. The record is from RefSeq and is a predicted model, not a curated record.